UUGCUCUCAAAAGUUUAAAUGAUUCGUCAAACUUUUUGAAAGAGGCUUAUUAUGAAUGUCAGAGUAAAAGUCAUGAUGUGGAAAAAUAUGGAACUGAAACAUAUGGAAUUACAUACGCACCAGAUGAAGAAGAUUGCAGCAAACCGGAUAAGAACAAAUAUGUCAUGGUCCUUGAAUAUGCAGAUCAAGGAAAUCUUCGAACAUAUCUAUCAAAAAAAGAAAAUUUUACCAACCUUUCUUGGAAACAAAAAAUAGAAAUUCUUUGCUCUAUAUCAAAUAAUUUAAAUCACAUUCAUAACAUAUCUCAUCUUUGCCAUAGAGAUUUACAUAGUGGUAAUAUACUUAUGACCAGCGCUGCGGAUCUUGAAAAUCUCAGGUUUAGUAUCUUUACUGUUGGUAGCAAAAUAGUAUUAGUUUCACGAAAUAUUACUGGAGAAAGACUAAGAAUAGAACCAAAAAUUACUGAUUUUGGUCUGUCUAGUAAAGUAGAUGAAUUGUCUACAAUUACCCAUGGUAAUCUUCCUUAUGUUGCACCUGAAAUAAUUGAAGAAUUGGAUAAAGAACAACUUGGUAUAAGAAAUAAAUUUUUGGAAGCGUAUAAGAGUGAUGAUUCUACAUCAUUUGCUUCUUCGCAGCAGUAUCAACGUAUUGACGCCUCAAUCAUUGCAG
Racocetra fulgida is the source of this 669-nucleotide messenger RNA. The record is from the annotation of a GenBank genome assembly. NCBI's taxonomy places the organism in Eukaryota, Fungi, Glomeromycota, Glomeromycetes, Diversisporales, Gigasporaceae.